This is a messenger RNA of Pseudonaja textilis, 392 nucleotides long. The record is from RefSeq and is a predicted model, not a curated record. NCBI's taxonomy places the organism in Eukaryota, Metazoa, Chordata, Lepidosauria, Squamata, Elapidae.
AACGGCCCAAAAAACCGAAGUGCAAAACCAUUCACGAGGCCGUCAAAACAGGGAACAUCAAACAGCUAGACGAAAUAGUGACCUUCGGCGUCAGCGUCAACGAGGUGGAUCCAGUCUAUAAGUUCACCCCUCUGCACUGGGCAGCCCAUUCUGGGAGUUUGGAGUGUCUUCACUGGCUUCUCUGGCACGGAGCUGAUCAGACUGCGGUGACGGUAAGAGGCUGGACUGCAGCUCAUUUGGCUGCCAUUCGAGGUCAGGAUGCCUGCAUGCAGGCCCUUCAUCUCAAUGCCGUGAAUCUAGGACUCCCAGAUGACUUAGGAUGCACUCCAGCACAUCUGGCAGCGACCCACGGACAUUCAUUCACUUUACAAACCAUACUCCGGAGCGGAGUG